This is a messenger RNA of Drosophila bipectinata, 2260 nucleotides long. RefSeq names its product ubiquitin carboxyl-terminal hydrolase nonstop (gene not). NCBI's taxonomy places the organism in Eukaryota, Metazoa, Arthropoda, Insecta, Diptera, Drosophilidae. Gene Ontology annotation, biological process: protein deubiquitination. Gene Ontology annotation, molecular function: zinc ion binding; cysteine-type deubiquitinase activity. The record is from RefSeq and is a predicted model, not a curated record.
AUGGCAGCUUUCACCUGGUAUACCGUACAAAAUGACAAAUAUUCUAAAAAAAGCGAAAACCGGCCGAGUUCCUAUUUAAUAUCAUUUCGCAGCCAGAGCGCAAAAGUGGCCAAAAUUCGGCGAAAACAGCGCAAGUGUGACAAACCGUUCGUGCCAUCGCAGCCGUGCACAAAACGAACGAAAACAAAAGAGAAUAGUGUUGACAGCAAUACGAGCGUUUUGAGCAGUGCUAGCAGCAGCAGCACCUAUAGCAGCGGCAGUGCAGUCGUUGCAGGCAUCGGCCUAGGCGUAGGCAACAACAAGCGUCCGGGGGCGGGAGUGGGCCGGGGAACGGCCGCUAACGAAACGGUAGCUGCUGCACUCCCAACAGCAACAACAACAACAACAACUAAUACAACAGCACUAACAUCAGUUGCCGGCCGGUGUGCGGCGUUUUUCGGCGAAACUGUUUCAAGAGGUGGGCGUGGCGGUGGGGGCGGCGUUGGGGGAGCCGGAGAAAGCGCAGCGAAAGCGAAAAAGGAAGAGGAGCAGCUAACAAAGGGUCAAAGCCAAAAGAGUCCCCUGAACGCUGCUGACUUUUCAAUUGCCCUGCGCACCGUUGAAAAGUUAGCGACCGAGCUCGACGCCGACGCCGACGCGGACGCCAACGCCAGCAGCACAGCCGACGCCAGCAGCGCUGUCAUGUCAGAGACGGGCUGCCGGCAUUAUCAGAGCUACGUGAAGGAGCACAGCUACGAUACAUUCCGGGUCAUCGACGCCUACUUCGCAGCCUGCGUCAACCGAGAUGCGCGAGAGAAGAAGGCCAUUCAUUGCAACUGCUUCGAGUGUGGAAGUUAUGGCAUCCAGCUGUACGCCUGCCUGCACUGCAUCUACUUCGGAUGCCGUGGAGCCCACAUCACCAGCCACCUGCGGGCGAAGAAGCACAACGUGGCCCUGGAGCUCUCGCACGGCACGCUCUACUGCUACGCCUGCCGGGACUUCAUCUACGAUGCGCGGAGCAGGGAGUAUGCGCUAAUUAACCGCAAGCUGGAGGCCAAGGAUCUGCAGAAGAGUCUGGGAUGGCAGCCAUGGAUACCCACAGCCAAGGAGACGAAUCUGCUGUUGGCCAAUGCCCGCCGGCGGUUGGUGCGACCGAAUCAGACAAUCGGACUGAGGGGCCUGCUCAAUCUGGGGGCCACCUGCUUCAUGAACUGCAUUGUCCAGGCUUUGGUUCACACUCCGCUGCUUAGUGACUACUUUAUGUCGGAUCGCCAUGAUUGCGGUAGUAAGUCCUCGCACAAAUGUCUCGUCUGCGAAGUUUCGCGUCUCUUCCAGGAGUUCUAUUCGGGCUCCCGUUCGCCGCUGUCUCUGCACCGGCUACUGCAUUUAAUCUGGAACCAUGCCAAGCAUCUGGCUGGGUACGAACAACAGGAUGCGCAUGAGUUUUUUAUUGCCACCCUGGACGUGCUGCAUCGGCACUGCGUCAAGGCAAAGGCCGAGCACGAGAACAAGAGCAGCAGCUCCAGCUCCGGCAGCGGCACCAAUUCCAGCAGCUCGAGCAGCUCCCACUGCUAUGGGCAGUGCAACUGCAUCAUCGACCAGAUCUUCACUGGCAUGUUGCAGAGCGAUGUCGUGUGCCAGGCCUGCAACGGAGUCUCAACCACCUUUGAUCCCUUCUGGGAUAUAUCACUGGACCUGGGGGAGACGACAACGCACGGUGGAGUCACUCCCAAGACGCUGAUAGACUGCCUGGAGCGGUAUACGCGGGCCGAACACCUCGGAUCGGCGGCCAAGAUCAAGUGCUCCACCUGCAAGUCCUACCAGGAGUCCACCAAGCAGUUCAGUCUCCGCACCCUGCCCAGCGUUGUCUCCUUUCAUCUGAAACGUUUCGAGCACUCGGCCCUCAUCGACCGCAAGAUCUCCUCGUUCAUCCAGUUCCCGGUGGAGUUCGAUAUGACGCCGUUCAUGUCCGAGAAGAAGAAUGCCUACGGUGACUUUAGGUUCUCCUUGUAUGCUGUCGUCAACCAUGUGGGCACCAUCGACACUGGACACUAUACUGCGUAUGUCCGCCACCAGAAGGACACUUGGGUCAAGUGCGAUGAUCAUGUGAUAACGAUGGCGUCGCUCAAGCAGGUGCUCGACAGCGAGGGUUAUUUAUUGUUCUACCAUAAAAACGUGCUGGAAUACGAGUGAGGCAUCCCAUGGACAUCCAUAGAGACUGCGUCCCAAGAACCGUAUACAAAACAAUACCCAUGCAUAACGAAUAAAUAAAUAAAAUACA